Polypterus senegalus (gray bichir) is the source of this 3487-nucleotide messenger RNA. RefSeq names its product lysyl oxidase homolog 2B-like. The transcript has 14 exons. NCBI's taxonomy places the organism in Eukaryota, Metazoa, Chordata, Cladistia, Polypteriformes, Polypteridae. The record is from RefSeq and is a predicted model, not a curated record. Gene Ontology annotation, molecular function: copper ion binding; protein-lysine 6-oxidase activity. Gene Ontology annotation, cellular component: membrane. Bases 194 to 2494 code for a protein of 766 amino acids. Gene Ontology annotation, biological process: peptidyl-lysine oxidation.
GGCUUGAGGAUUACAAAAAGGAAAAAAAAAAGUUGAGAAAGUGUGCUCGAUGGAGGGGGUCCCUUUAAAGAAAAGCUUGGACUUGUGAUCCAGUAAAGCAGCAAGCUCACAAGCUGAGACUGACACUACGGAACUGCCAGUUAUACGGACCUUGUGCAUUUUCCUUCAACAAAACCCCCAAAGUCCAACCAUAAUGCCUCGAAGUCUCUUCUGCUUUUCCAUUUUCCUGAUUUGCCUGGGUGGAGAGUUCAGACUUCUGUGCUAUGCCCAGUAUGAGAACUGGCCGUAUGGUGAGAGCUAUCAUGAAAUAGAGCAAUACCAAGCUCCUCAGGUGCCACAAGACAUUCCAAAAAUUCAGCUGCGACUGGCAGGGGAGAAACGCAAACACAAUGAAGGCCGAGUAGAAGUUUUCUACAAUGGAGAGUGGGGCACAGUCUGUGAUGAUGACUUUUCCAUCCACGCAGCCCAGGUGGUUUGCAGAGAGUUGGGGUAUGUGGAAGCUGUGUCCUGGUCGGCUGCUUCCAAGUAUGGAAGAGGAGAAGGGCGUAUUUGGCUUGACAAUGUCCACUGCACUGGAAAAGAGAAGACAUUGGCCCAGUGCUCUUCUAAUGGCUUUGGAGUUUCUGAUUGCAAACAUACAGAGGAUGUUGGUGUUGUCUGUAGUGAUAAGAGAAUCCCAGGCUUCAAAUUCAUCAAUACACUGACCAACAGUGUAGAGAAUCUGAACAUCCAGGUGGAAGAUGUUCAGAUACGAGCAAUCCUUGCCUCUUAUCGAAAACGCAUUCCGGUGACAGAGGGCUAUGUGGAGGUGAAGGAUGAAGGAAAAUGGAAGCAGCUCUGUGAUGUGAACUGGACCCAACAGAACAGCCGUGUCAUAUGUGGCAUGUUUGGAUUUCCUGGAGAGAAGAGAUUCAAUGCAAGAGUGUACAAGAUGUUCGCACAAAGGAAAAAGCCUGUGUACUGGGGCUACUCUGUGAACUGCACUGGAAAUGAAGUCCACCUCUCCAGUUGCAAGAUGGGAUCGUCUGUUUUGCGAAAGGACAAUGUUUCCUGUGAAAGAGGGAUGCCAGUUGUGGUCAGCUGCAUUCCAGGCCGAGCAUUUGCCCCGACUACAAUGUCAGGAUUUAGGAAAGCUUUCACACAGGCGCAACCUUUGGUGCGUUUGAAAGGAGGUGCAAUUGUGGGUGAAGGAAGAGUGGAAGUGCUGAAGAAUGGGGAAUGGGGAACAAUCUGUGAUGAUAAUUGGAAUGUCAUCUCUGCCAGUGUUGUAUGCCGAGAGCUUGGCUUUGGAAGUGCCAAAGAGGCCCUGAAUGGUGCUAGACUGGGCCAAGGGAUGGGUCCAGUUCAUAUGAAUGAGGUGGAGUGUUCUGGAUUUGAGAAGUCCUUAACAGACUGCUACUUCAACAAGGAGUCUGUAGGGUGUAGCCACGAAGAAGAUGCUAGUGUGAGGUGCAAUGUCCCUGCAAUGGGCUUCCAGAAUCAGCUGCGCCUGAGUGGUGGACGCAACCCUUUUGAAGGUCGUGUUGAGGUGCUGGUGAAGAAGAAUGGGACAUUAAAGUGGGGAACAGUCUGCAGUGAUGGCUGGAGUACGAUGGAAGCCAUGGUGGUAUGCCGCCAGCUUGGCUUGGGAUUUGCCAGUCAUGCUUUCCAGGAGACGUGGUAUUGGCCAGGGGAUGUAACAGCAGAUGAUGUGGUGAUGAGCGGAGUCAAGUGCUCAGGAACGGAAAUGGCCCUAUCCCACUGUCUACAUCAUGGCACCGAUGUCAUCUGCCCCAAAGGUGGAGCCCGCUUUGCGGCUGGCGUCUCGUGCUCUGAGUCUGCCCCAGAUCUUGUCCUGAACCCGCAAGUGGUGGAGCAGACUACAUACCUUGAGGAUCGACCUAUGUUCAUGCUGCAGUGUGCCUAUGAGGAGAACUGCCUGGCCACUACAGCUAACAAUGUCCCAGCCAAUUCCUACCGACGCCUCCUUCGUUUCUCUUCACAGAUCCACAACAAUGGUCAAUCUGAUUUCCGUCCCAAAGCAGGGCGCCAUGCCUGGAUUUGGCAUGAUUGUCACAGGCACUAUCACAGCAUGGAGGUGUUUACACAUUACGACCUGCUAAGUCUCAAUGGUUCAAAGGUUGCUGAGGGACAUAAAGCAAGCUUCUGCCUGGAGGACACAGAAUGUGAUGAAGGAAUUCAUAAACGGUAUGAGUGUGCCAAUUUUGGUGAACAGGGAAUAACUGUGGGCUGCUGGGAUACGUAUCGCCAUGACAUAGACUGCCAGUGGGUUGACAUCACUGACGUCAAGCCUGGAGAUUACAUUUUUCAGGUGGUGAUCAACCCGAAUUAUGAAGUGUCUGAAUCCGAUUAUUCUAAUAACGUGAUGAAGUGUCGAUGUAGGUACGACGGACAUAGAGUGUGGAUGUACAGCUGUCAUAUAGGUGGCUCAUUUAGUGCUGAAACUGAAGGUACUUUCCCAGAUCUUCUAACCAACCAAUUAUCACGCCGGUAAAGAAAAAGAAAAUGAAGAUAUUAAAAGAAGAUGGACUCUGCAGUAAUGCCCAGUGGGAUGAAACCAGCUAACCACAAAUACAUUUUCUAAUACACAAGUUUAAACAAUUUAUUAAAUAUUAAGAAGCUCCUCAAUUUAUGUUAUUCCAUGAUGUCAGCUACAGUUCUGUCAUAGCAUAUUCAAUAGUCAAGUUAAAUUUAACCAAGUGGUGUCUUCUGGGAAGUCUAGGUUAACCACAAAAUGAAAGAUCACCUUCCCCAUAUCAGGAUGCCUGUAACAUUGUGCAAGGUGUAACUCAAGUUGCAUCAGCAAGAGUUAUUUUUGACAAGUAAUUUUAUAAAACAUAAUAGAAUCUCAAUGUGCCAUAUUUAUAUGUUUUGGUGGUUUGUAUUUUUCUCAACAUUUGUUAAUUGGGAACAAUGCACUAUUUGCUAAACCAAUAAAAGAUGGCCAUUUGGAUACAAGAUGAAACACUGCUUACAAUACAUGCCAUUCCCAAUGUAACUGUUAAAUCUGCAUCCAGAAAACAGGCAUAUGUUAAAAAGAAAAACCCAGUGAGCUUGGCCUUCUUUAACCCUCAGCCCCCCACCUCUGAGCUGCAGGGACGUUAAGAAAUGCUGCGCUUACUGAUGACAAACUGCUACGGUGGCUACAACGCCAAACAGCAGUACAGGCCUCCAGUACUACAGCAGUGCACACUGUACCUGACUUCAUCAAUUUGGGUUUUUCCUACUCUGGUAUAGCACAAGCAUUUAUUAGUAACUUAUUGUUGUUAAGAGUCAGGGAUUUUCUGCAGCUUGUAUUUUUGUGACAGCCAAAUAUUGUUUCAUGUCCAUAAAUUAUGUGCGAGUGAAACUUUUAUUUUGUUGGGGUACUUUGUGAGUUUCAAUGGUGCUAAAUGUGUUCCUCUAUUUUAGGAGGAAACCCCUAUUACCAGCCAAAUAGUAAUCUAUGCAUUUACUUGAAUAAAUAUAUAAUUUUGCUUUUUCAGUA